UCCUAAAGAAAUCAACAGUGUGAUUAGAAAAUUACAUCAAUAUUAAUAACAAAAUGAAUCAAUCUACGUCAAAAAAUAAACACGCUGUACGCACAAAAAUGAUUUUGAACAAAUAAUUUGAUGUCGAGACGGCAACAUGAAACCAUAUCGCCGAUCAAAUAAAGUUUUUAUGGUCGAACAGCUACGCUCGGCGUCGAGGCUGGGUCGUGUACGCGUGCUUGCGCGGGAGUUCGCGAGCGACGUGCAGUCCCUGUGGCGGUACGGAGCGCCGUUCCCCACGUUCCUGAAACUCAUCGGCACACUGAUCCUCUGUCUCCUCGUCGUGAUGCCACUCAUCUACCCAGUGUUCGUUGUCGUCAUCUCAUACUUUACAUGCGAAAGCUUAUUUCUGAGCUGGUGGUUGGACCAGCCGGGGCGGUUCCUACCAAUGCCGAUAGCGCGCCGAACUCUCUCAGCUGGGUUCCGGCCAACCAGCCCACCAGACGUAUGGAAAGUGCGUGAGGUGCUCACACGCGGCAUUCUGCUCACACACUCCCUGGCCACUUCCGUCGACUACCUGUGCGUCAUGCAAGGACUCCUUGAUGAAGCCUAACGUAAACAAACUACCUAUGAAUAUAGAACCUUAAACUUACAUAGGUAGAUAAAUCAAUCAGGCUCGUUUAAAGUCUGUUCAUGAUUCAGUAGUCAAUUAUAUUGUAUUCUCCUUUUUUUAAUUGUAAUCAUAUGCACGACUUUUAUACAAUGCCUUCAUAAAACAACUGAUAAAGUCUAUCAUCGGUUUUAAUGGGCACUUAUUUUUACACUUAAUGAAAGUUGUUAAAGGGAA
Spodoptera litura is the source of this 826-nucleotide messenger RNA. RefSeq lists its product as uncharacterized. The record is from RefSeq and is a predicted model, not a curated record. NCBI's taxonomy places the organism in Eukaryota, Metazoa, Arthropoda, Insecta, Lepidoptera, Noctuidae.